AUACUGGUAUUAAAGCGUAAGGGAAGUUGUUCGCAUUCCAUGAAAAUCAAGAAAUUCUAGAUUAAUCUAGAAAUUUUAAAGCUAUAAAAUGAGAGCAAAGUGGCGAAAAAAGAGAAUGCGCAGGCUAAAACGUAAAAGGAGGAAGAUGCGUGCAAGAUCUAAAUAAAUUUUAUACAUAACCUCCUUAUAAGAGUAAUAUCAACCAGAUUGGCAUGAAAAAAUUGUACUAUUUGAACUAUCAAUGCAAAUAAUUUUUGUUAUUCAAAAAUUCAUUUGUGUACAUUUCUUGUACAAUUUAAUAAAAUAACCGUUUUAAUAAU
Molecule: messenger RNA, 320 nt
Organism: Apis mellifera (honey bee)
Lineage: Eukaryota; Metazoa; Arthropoda; Insecta; Hymenoptera; Apidae
Gene: RpL41
Product: ribosomal protein L41
Exons: 3
Coding region: 89-166 (25 amino acids)
Biological process (GO): translation
Cellular component (GO): ribosome
Molecular function (GO): structural constituent of ribosome
Source: RefSeq, marked validated